AUGGGCGGGGUGGAGUUGGAGAUGGGGGUGGUGGUGGAGGGAAAAUUUGGGACUUCAAGUAAAGUUAACCUGGUCGUUAGUUGGUUGGACUGCUUUUCUGGCGGGGUGUUUUUCGCAGCAACGGUUUUGGACCUUUUACCGGAAGCGCGCGAGGUGAUGGAAAAUGCGCUGAAGCACUAUGACUUUGAAACGGAAUAUCCGCUCACGGAACUGCUUUUAUGUGUAGGUUUCUUCUCUAUGUUAUUCGUUGAACAUUUAUCUCAUUUCCUCUGCUCACCGAGAAAAGUGGAAAAAUCCAACGAGGCAAACGCAGAGCCUCAACAACACGAAGACGUUGCAAUAGAAGUACACGGCAAACACAGCGAGAACACGGUCAUCUUCGAGUCGUGUAUCGACAGUUCUGUAAGUCAAACGUAUGGCGCCAUUGGCCAACCUGGCAAAGAAAAAUCACCGGUCUGGUCAGCAAUUCCUACAGACAGUUUCGCCACCGACACCAAAAAUAAAAGCAGUCUCAGCGUUGCAUUUACUAGUGAUGACGGUAAGAAUCCAGACAUUCGAAACGCUGAAUCGACCAACUUAUUAUCAGACGCAAAUACUUCGACGGAGCCAAGAACAGAAGAGGGCAAGCGUUCAAAAAUUCGGGGAGCGGUUCUACUUAUAGCUCUGUCACUUCAUAUGAUAUUUGAUGGUCUCGCACUUGGCCUGUUGACAGAGACGUCCGCCGUUUGGCAACUUCUGGGGGCGCUUUCUGUUCACAAAUGUCUUGUGUUUUUCACGAUUGGCAUCCAGUCAGUUGAAAUACUGUCGUCAUCGAAGAAAGCGGCAUGCAUAGUUAUUGUCUUGGCCCUUGUCAGUCCACUCGGCCUCCUUAUCGGCGAAGCUAUAAAUAGCUCCGAUGACGUCAUCACACGGGACACCGUUUCAGCGGUACUUCAAGGAAUCGCCACGGGGACUUUCCUUUUCGUGACAUUCUUUGAGAUUUUGUUACGUGAACUUGGUUCACAUAACUCAACGCUUCUGAAAAUUAUUUUCAGUUUCUUUGGAUUUGUACUUAUGGCACUUGUUCGUCUGCUAGCGCAUGAGGAUUAA
Messenger RNA from Dreissena polymorpha, 1089 nucleotides. RefSeq names its product zinc transporter ZIP3-like. Lineage: Eukaryota; Metazoa; Mollusca; Bivalvia; Myida; Dreissenidae. Gene Ontology annotation, molecular function: zinc ion transmembrane transporter activity. Gene Ontology annotation, biological process: zinc ion transmembrane transport. Gene Ontology annotation, cellular component: plasma membrane. The record is from RefSeq and is a predicted model, not a curated record. The transcript has 2 exons. The coding region runs from base 1 to 1089 and encodes 362 amino acids.